Molecule: messenger RNA, 504 nt
Organism: Fusarium subglutinans
Lineage: Eukaryota; Fungi; Ascomycota; Sordariomycetes; Hypocreales; Nectriaceae
Exons: 1
Coding region: 1-504 (167 amino acids)
Source: RefSeq, a predicted model, not a curated record
AUGGACGCAUCGACAGAAUCAGUCAAGGAGGAGGAUCUACCUGAAGCCGCCUUGUGGGCUAAUCUACGACUCGAAACCUACCUAGCAGUGGUCACCCAAGCACCCCUCCCACCAAACUUACAAUGGCUGUGCGCAGACAGAAUCGGUGCCUCCGUCGAUGAUAAAGACUGGGCAAACCUAAUGCUUCUUCACCUGACCAAAAUCAUCCGAUACUGCUUCUCAGAUAACAAAGACGCCGAGCAUUAUGCUACGCUGCUGAAAGAUUCUUCCAUUUGGUUUGAUUCAAAACCAGACUCGUUCGAUCCCAUAUACACAUGCAAUCACUCUGACGACCAGGUACUUCCGGACAUAUGGCUGUACAGUGAGCCGGUGGCUGCUGGCUUGCAAUACUACCAUCUGGGCAGGAUGCUUCUUAUUUCCCACGAUCCGCGUCUGCCAAAAAUAGGACUCGCAAAGAACAGAGCAAUGAAGCGAAUAGAGGUACAGCAGCAAAAUGCUACUUAG